AUGGCCGACGACCCAGAUGACUACGAAGACGUCAUCUUCACUGAGCCAGAAGCGGACGGCCAAGAGGGGUCACUCUUCGUCGACGGUGACGGUACACCUCAGGUGGAAACGACACCCGAUCUCCGCAACGACAGUCCAUUGUUCGUACCCAGCAGCGCCAGUCCAGCUCCCUCGGCGCGCUCAGCAUACACAGCACAUACCUCUGCCAGUGAGGGUGACAUGCUGCGCACCGCUCUGAGGAACAGCACAAGUGCAAUCCCCGAAGGCCAGGAACAGGAGCUGCAAGACCCCGACGACGAGGCUGUGGCUUCUGAUGUUGAGUCGGAGGCUCCAGCUCCUCUCACAUGCAAUCGCAGAAGCAUCAAGAGACCACCGAAGCGCAACCAGCCUAACAAGGGUCACCGCGGUGGUGGUGGCGGAGGAGGAGGAGGAGGAGGAGGAGGAGGAGACGACGACGACGACGACGACGACGACGACGACGACGACGACGACGACGACGACCCCGAUGAUGAUCCCAGGCCCGCAGAGCCUCAAUGGGAGAAUGAGCACUGUCACGCAAACUGCCGAAUUGGUUGGAAUAUGCUCGAAGCCUGGCACGAACGGCAAAACGCACGUCGCAACGCACGCCACCGUGCCAGAGAGUUAGCAUUGGCCCGGCGAGUUCACCAGCGUGAUGUCCAGAUUGCCCAGCUUCAGACCCGGAAUUCACAGCUCCAGGCCCAGCUUGCGGGCCAACGGAGACCAGCCCGUACUACUAUCAACACCGACCAUAUGGCCGUACCAGGUCUGGACAAAUUGCCACAGUUUAUCCGUACGCGUAUUCUAGAGCACAUACUCGUGUUCAGCGACAACGUCCAUGUCAUCUCAAGGCCCGACCUAUAUCAGGCGCCCAUCCUCCAAACACACCAGCAAGGUCGCCGCGUGACGGCUAACGAGAUGACCAUCCCCCGCCGCUUCUUCAUUGGCAACGGCGACUGUUCAAUCACCUAUGCCAUACGCCCAAAGCAUUUGCUCACUGCCAAGUAUGCGUCAAGGCGUACCCACGGUCUGGGCCUCUUGCCUCAGGCCAUCCGCCUCAAGACCAUCCGGAUCCACGUCCAGGAAUCUUCGGAGAAGUGCAUACGUCGCCAGCAUGAGACUGGAGGUGCCAGGCGCUACAUGAACGACAUCACCGAAGGACAGCCCAACAACCGCCGCAAGCGUAACCUCAAGACCUUGCAAGGCUUGGAUUACUUGGAGUCUCUCCGAGGGGUGAAGUGGGUACAGAUUUUCGACUUUGACCACUGGCUUCACCGAGGCAAACUGGUCCCCGUUUGUGACUACUCAUUUGUUCAGUGCGUGCAGAGCCAAAUUUACCGACCCAAGGGUGGCGAGGCACAGGAACUUUCGGAGCUGAGUGGAACACAUGCCACUCUGACGAACUAUCAACUGUCACACUACGAAUGCGGGAUACUGGAAGCGAUCAGUGCAUAUCACACAGCGAGAAUUAUAAAACAGGAGCAAGGGCCUCAUCCAGGCCCACCGCCUGCUCCUGGCAUGGUUCCCAUCGAACUGAUCACCAUCAACGAUAGUGAGGAAGAUGGCAAUACCGAUGACAACAUCUCGAGCGUCAGCGAUGAAUCAGACACCGGAUCUAGCUCUGAGGAGGAGGACGACGACGAACCAGCGAAGACACCGACCCAGUUCGACCCUGGUUACCACACGCAGCCAUCCAGCUUUGAGCCAGAAGGAGCUUUCGGAAGCGCAACGAGUCCAUUGAUUAUCUUGGACGAUAGCGACGAGGAGAGUGAAGACGAAGAUGUGGAUGGCGUGGAGCACGCGGAAACGUUCGACGACAGCGGCGAGGAGAGUGAGGAUGUCCACAUGGGAAACGCCGAGAAGACAGAAACCCUCGAGAUUGAUAUCGACGACGACGACGUAUCGCCCGCGCAUGAUGCCGUCGGUAACCGCUUUGAUAGUGCUGCUGGAUUGUCCAUGGAUUCAACGGGUGGAAAUAUUGGCCAAAGGCCUCAGGAUGAAGGCAGUCUGUUUGUCCCCCAGGGGAUGGACUUGGAUAGCGACGACGGCUGCGACGGACAAGACGAAGACGGGGAACACAGCAUGGCUGAUGGCGUUUGA
Molecule: messenger RNA, 2118 nt
Organism: Emericellopsis cladophorae
Lineage: Eukaryota; Fungi; Ascomycota; Sordariomycetes; Hypocreales; Bionectriaceae
Exons: 3
Coding region: 1-2118 (705 amino acids)
Source: RefSeq, a predicted model, not a curated record